Quercus lobata is the source of this 1316-nucleotide messenger RNA. RefSeq names its product F-box protein At3g56470-like. The record is from RefSeq and is a predicted model, not a curated record. NCBI's taxonomy places the organism in Eukaryota, Viridiplantae, Streptophyta, Magnoliopsida, Fagales, Fagaceae. Gene Ontology annotation, molecular function: protein binding. The coding region runs from base 107 to 1150 and encodes 347 amino acids. The transcript has 2 exons.
UCUUGUGUGUGUGCGCGUACUGGUUAGUCUGGUUUGGACUUUCUCAACACAUAGAACAAUACUAUGUGGUUUAGUAUUUUUGCACUUAUCACAGAUUAACAUUGUGAUGGCUGAUCCUCACUCUGUAAAUCUAGAUCUCUGCUCUCUUGAGGAGGGGGUUUCUUCACCCCAAUCUCCAAGCAGGCAUAGAAUGUCCAUAGAAACGGGUCUUAUCAGGACUACAUAUGGCCAAAUGGCAGAGAGAAAAUGGUCUGACCUUCCUUCUGACCUGUUAUCACCAAUUGCAGAUAGGUUAGGCCUAAUUGAGCUUCUCAGUUUCCGUGGUGUCUGCAAGGAUUGGAAAUCUGCUUCUACCACAGCUUCGGCUGAGAUUGAGUCCUUACCAGAUCAUGAACCUUGGUUUCUGGUGUAUGGUUCGAAUUCUGAAUGCAUUUUGUUAAGCAACUCGGGUAAAAAGUACACCAUUAAUAUCCCAGAAUUGAAUGGAGCAACUUGCCUUGCAUCAAACAAAGGAUGGCUUCUUAUGUUCCAAGAAGGAUCCAUGUUCUUCUUUUGUCCCUUCUCUCAUGCUAAAAUAGACCUUCCAAGGUUCCCUCACUCGCAAGUCACUGACCACGUUGCUGCGUUUUCAUCACCUCCUACUUCUCAAGACUGUCUUGUUGCUGUUAUUAAUCGUAGUAGUGAAACCACAUUGGAGUUGAAUAUGCUUUGUCAUGGGGCGAAGGUUUGGACUAAUCACAAAGGGUAUCUUCCGCGAGACACCAUAAAGACAAUCAAAGGUGCUACUUAUCAUGAUGAAGAAUUUUACUUCUUUGACAAUUCAGAGAAUCUAGUUACCUUUUCAAUUGACAAAAGCUGGAAUUUCUUUGUUAUAAUUCCUCGUCCAAAAGAUAAAUUUCCGGGUAUAAAUGAUCUACCAAUUGGUCGUAGGAUGAGACAUUUUAUACAUAUGAACAUGAAGAAUGAAUUGGGGUUGCCAGAGAAUGUUUCCAUUUCUACUUGUGGGACACUAGUUCAUGAUCGUAUUGACAAGCUCGUACUUAAUGAGAGGAUUGAAGCUGCUGAAGAUUCCAUAAGCUACCAACUUAAAGGGGUGUGGAUCCAACCAAGAUUUUUCCAAGUCUCUCCAAAUCAGAGCUGGUCACUAUGAGGACUUACCCUUUUCAGAUUAUCUCUCUCUUGCUCUUUUUCAAGUUUUUGUUUAGGCACAUUCUUCUGUGUUUUAUGGAAGCACUUGACUUUAUAGCUGCUUGCAUAAUUAUUAAGGUCUUUUAUGUUGGUGAGCUUAGUAAGAAAAUUCCAAUUCCAAGUAGUAA